AUGCUCCUGCUGUCAGUUUGUUUUUUCGGAUUUUUAACACCACUUAAAACAACAAUCGACCUUCGACCGGCUAAGAUCACGCUUGCUGGCAUAAAAACUGCCAAGGCAGAACAAAAAUUAAAGUGUAUAUAUCUACGUAAGAUAAAACUAAGUCGAACGACGUCCACGAGGAAGGAUUGAAAUUAUCUACUUAGUUGAAUUUUUUCCCUCUAGACUCAAAUAAUUGCCAGCAGAGGAUACCCCGUCGAAGAGCAUCACGUGACGACAGAAGAUGGCUUUAUUCUUGCCUUGCAAAGGAUUCCUCGCGGAAGGAACGAAAAGGAAAGUUCUUCUCGUAAAGAGGUAGUAUUCUUACAGCAUGGCCUUCUUGCAGACGCGACGAACUGGAUCAUAGAUACUCCAACCAGAAGCUUAGGCUACAUGCUCGCGGACAGCGGCUACGACGUGUGGCUUGGAAACAUCCGGGGAAAUGAUUAUUCAAGGCGUCACGUGAAGUACUCUCCACAUCAAUCAAAAUUCUGGAAUUGGAGGCGAGUUUGUGAUCUUGUUUUGAAGAUAGGUUUCAAAAAUACCCACUUGAAUUCCUGUUGGUGUCUUAGCGCGAGCGCAUUAGUUACUUGAAUAACCAUUUUCGCGGGCGGGGUGAUAGCUUUUUCGGUUAAAGGUUAAAAUUUUGGCCGAUUUACAGCUAUCUGAUAUCUUUCCAUUGCUGUCACCAGAAAUUUUUAUUACGGUUAUCCUUUUUUACGACUAACAGUUAAAAUUUGUCAAUUUUUACGCCCAGCAGCCAAAUUUUUUGGCCGUUUGAAGGCCAACGGUUAGCCCCACUGGAACCCUCAAUAUGUACUGUUUUAGAAAGGUGGAUAUUUCUUCAAAGAACAUAAAACCGUGACUUGUAAAGCAUUUUCAGUGUUUCAAAUUACUUUUCAUAUGUUCUCUGACAUUAAGUGAAUUCACUGAGAUCUGACAGUUAUGAUACCCUUUGUUUAAAAACCUACUGAAAGUGAAAGUUUACUUGAUUUCCUCGUGAGCGAAAACCUUGUUAGUCAUUUCAUGGUGAUAUGAUACUUUGUGAGCUGUUUUAACUUAUCGGCAAGAGAAUAUCAGCAGUUGAUAUUCUCUAACUCAUUGGUCAUUUUGCGUUGUUACUUGUGUUGACUACAUACAUUGCGCCCGACCUUGUUCCUAGUUCCUUCUCACCCACCAGCGCGAAAGGACCUCAGUAAGGAUGGCAAAAAGAGUGACCUUGGGUACGAGUUCGGUUUGCACGCUGCAUGUGCAUGCAUGAAAGCCUCGUGCAGUAGGUGUGUCAUAGGUUGUCAAUCGUUUUUGGGAUAAACCCUCUUUAGAUCGGUGCGCGUUAGUAAGGAAAAUCGAUGCGAGACAACUAGAAGUAGGAAGGAGUUGGAAAAGGAACCCUCUUCGACUAAAUAUUGUACGAGUUUUUACCAGUGCCUUUCUUGACCCUCUAAGUCACUGUUAAUGUCUUGACAAUUCUUUACUUUUCAUGCCUAUUACCUCCCUGGGUGUGUUUCACUCCGGAUUUUUAAUUUCGCAGUUGGCAAGAAAUGGCUAAGUACGAUCUUCCCACCAUGAUCAAUUAUGUACUGAAAGUCACGGGUGAAGAGCAGCUGUAUUAUGUCGGCCAUUCGCAAGGGACACUGAUUGGUUUUACAGGAUUCUCUGAAAAUCCAGCUCUGGGAGAAAAAAUCAAGAUAUUCUUCGCUUUAGCACCUGUCUAUACUUUGAAUCAUUGUACAGACAUUGCAAAAGGCGCAGCAAAGCUCAUAUAUCCACUUGUCAAGGUAAGGAGAAAACCUUAAGAUUUAUCAUAUUUGACGAAGAGGACAGGAGAUAUCUAUUACACAUAUUAAGUAUGUACCUCGCACUGCGCGGAACAAAUUUGGGUAAGGGUUCCGAAAACCGGACCCCAAGCUCUCAUCAGAAUGAUCUUCACGGUGGAAGCUCGGAGGUGAAAGUUUCUUUUUCAUAAUGGCAAGGAUUCUGGGAUCAAUGUCAGCAUCUGAGAAACUGCGGAUCUGCCCUCCCCCCCCCUCCCUCCCCUAGACCAACAUUAACGCUGACUUGUUACCAGUUGACUGUUUCAGGGUGGGGGGUAAGGGUAGGUGCGCAGUUUCUCAGAUGCUGGAGAUGAUGGCGUAUCGUCUCUCUGUUAUUCGGCAUGACGAAAUUUACUGCUCUAGGAUCCCAAAUCUCAUUUUGGAAAAAAGAAGUGAGUUAGACAGAUUUGCUUUUCCUCUUCUCUUUAGAAAUUGUUUCCUGGUAUGACCUUUGAUCUUCUUCCCGGAAACUUCUUGAGAGCUCUGGUCAAUCUGGGUUUCUGCGCAAAUCCUAUCUCUGAGCGAGUUUGCUAUGAUUUCAUGGAGUUGACGAUUGGUAUGGAUAGCGAAAAUAUCAAUAAGGUAAGAUGUUGACAGCAAAAGACAAUUUAAGAAACCGUUUGUUAUUUAUCGCCUGAGGGGGGGGUUAAGGAUUUUUGGUGUGUCACGAUAUUAAAUUUACAUGACUUCCCCCGAAGGCUCUAGAAUAUUAUUAUGAUCUUUCCCUCGUUGGCAGUCGAUUUCUUUUGUUCACCUUCCUUUAUACUCUGUUGCAACGACUGAUCCCACAAAAAAAAGUCCAUCCCCCUCCCACCCCCUCAGGCGAUAAAUAUGACUGGUUCCUGAAGGACAAUUUUUUAAUGAAAAUCUUUUACUCCAUAGUCACAAACUUUGAUUUUCGCUGACCUGUUUUUUUCACGUCUUGACAGUCGAGAGUACCUGUGUACCUGGGUCACUUUGCAGAGGGGACAUCUUUCAAGGACGUUGUGCAUUUCGCACAGGUGUGUAUUCUACAGGCUCCUGGGAGACUGGGGAGAUAUCAGCAAACCAGUGAUCAAUAGGAUAGGAAAUCACGUGCACGUGUUAUACAGAUACAUUGCUAUUGCCGGCAAUCGAAGUCGCUGUAGUGGUAGCCAAUCAGUAGCAGAAGUGCUGGCAGUAUCUGUGGUAAAAGUUGUUGGAAAAGAAAAAAACAAGUUAUAAAGAAAAGCUCUGCUUUAGCGACUCCGGCCUCUUUUCUAGCUUGUGAUGGUGGCUCAGUUCUCCCUUUCCCCCCCUCCCCUCGCAGCCUAACACUCUCAGCUUUCGAGUAAACAAAAUGAUGAGUGUAUAAUACGUAAUCGGUGGGUUUGUUAAGAGUGUUAAACAUUUUUAAUUUUUGACAUCAGAUGGUGCACGAAUUGUCCAAAAUUAAAUAAUUGAAUAAAAAAACGGUAAUGUAAUCUAACAAAGGUCGUAUGUAACGCCUUUUCACUUAGUCUAAUGCAUUAAAUUUGAAACAAUAUCUCUUUCCUCGAUGCUCUCCUCUGCUGCAAACUGGAGCUUUUACCUUAAUCCUACUUUACUUGUUUACUUUUGUAGUUGAUUGUGAACAAAAAGUGUCAGAAGUUUGAUUACGGUGAAGCUGGGAACAUGAAACACUACAAUCAGGUAACGCAUUAUACCAGUUUGAGUUUGUGUUCAUGUUAUGUAAGGUUUCCAUCAGUUUUACUGAAACAGAAUAACAAAACGAAUACAAAUAGUUGCAUAAGUGACCGUCACUUGAAAUUAGUAUGCCUAAUCACAUGAUGCCAUGCUGGUGUCGGGAAGUUGUUUUCAGAGCGUUCUGAGAACCUACCUACGUUGAUAUUUCUGUGGAUAAGCAGAAUCGUGACAUUUUCGGCUGGUUCAGAAGAGGGUUGCCAAGACGUCGGCCCUGGUUUUGUCGUCAGUUUUAAUUUUUUUCUCUUUUCUCUCCAGGCCACCGCUCCUCUCUAUAACGUGAAAGACAUGACUACCCCAACUGUGCUGUUUGUAGGGGCCCACGAUGUUCUCGGUGACCCAGCGGAUGCGGCAGCACUUGAGCCGCAAAUCUCUAACUUAAUACACUAUGAAGUUAUUCCCGGCUGGAAUCACUUGGACUUUCUAUACGGGAUAGACGCAGCAAAAAUUUUGUAUCCCAAGAUUUUGUACACUAUGGAGAAGUUUGAAUAGGGCUCUAAAUCUGUGCACCUCGUAACAUUAAUAUCUGGCCCUCGGUUGAUCGGAAUUUACACUCCAGAUUCAUUCCAAGUUAUUCAACGGAUAUUCAAGCGAAAGAUAGUUUAAACAAUUUUGUAAAAAGCAAUUUACCACUGCAUGUCGAACACGGUAAUGUGCGCGAUCGCUCUCUAGCUAAUGUUUAAUAGUUAAUUUUAAAAAUGGUUAUAAAGUUAAAAGGAUUGCAUUUGGUGUAGGGCAUCCAUAAGUGCAUUGAUUAAAGGUCAUGGUCUUGAUGUUAAAAUGAACUGCACCAUUGUUUUGAUGACUUCGACGUGAUGAGACAAUUAUGUCCCAAAGAGACAGAUUUGGGUGAAUACAGGAGCUCCUCGGUUCACGUUUCUCUUUCCGCUAAGUUUGCGGAGCAUUACAGGUUACCCCAGGAUUUCUUCAGGUUUUCCGGUAGUUCCCUUUUAGUCAUGUACUUAUUUCGGGAAGGGAACGAUGAGGGUAAGAGUCUUUCCCGUGAACACAACACAAACCCUCAUCUCUUAUUGAUUGUAAGGAAGACAAGGAACGUGGUUCUGACUCAAACUAACCUGACACGUGUUUAUCUGUUUUUUCUUUUCUUUUUAUUUGUUAUUUAUUUGCUCUUUCAUUCUAUUGAAGAAGUUAUAUUCAUGAUUUAAUGGCAUACAUAAAACAGCUGUGCUAGUCGUUAUAAUUCUUGUCGAGUUAAUCCAGGUGGAUGAUCUUAUUAAGUUGACAAUGUAAAACCCCAGCUUGGGUUAAUUAAAUGGCGGA
Pocillopora meandrina is the source of this 4823-nucleotide messenger RNA. The record is from the annotation of a GenBank genome assembly. Lineage: Eukaryota; Metazoa; Cnidaria; Anthozoa; Scleractinia; Pocilloporidae.